AUGUUGGGGCUCCUCUUUCGUCUUGCCUUCCAGAAACGCGAAGUUUUCGGCUCUGAACUCAGCUCCCCGCCGUCUCCUGACCCUUGGGUUUCCGGUUCUCCAAAACAAAGAACUAAUGCAACUCGAGAAGUGAGGUCAGUAGAGCCCCGGAGCUGCCACCUUAUUGAGGGACUUGAAAAUGGCUCUGAAGACAUUGAUAUACUUCCUAGUGGGCUGGCUUUUAUCUCCAGUGAAUUAAAAUAUCCAGGCAUGCCAAGCUUUGCACCUGAUGAGCCAGGACAAAUUUUCUUGAUGGAUCUGAAUGAGCAAAACCCAAGAGCCCAGGCACUAAACAUCAGUGGUGAUUUUGACAAAGCAUCAUUUAACCCACAUGGAAUCAGUACUUUCAUCGACGAAGACCAAACUGUGUAUCUUUAUGUUGUGAAUCAUCCCCACAUGAAGUCCACGGUGGAGAAAUUUAAAUUUGAGGAACAACAACAUUCUCUUGUACACUUGAAAACUAUAAAACAUGAACUUCUCAAGAGCCUGAAUGACAUUGUGGUUCUUGGACCAGAACAGUUUUAUGCUACAAGAGACCACUAUUUUACCAACUUCUUCUUGGUGCUGUUGGAGAUGAUCUUGGAUCUUCGUUGGAGUCAUGUUGUUUUCUACAGUCCAAGAGAGGUCAAAGUGGUAGCCAAAGGAUUCAGUUUUGCCAAUGGGAUCACAGUCUCACUAGACAAAAAGUUUAUCUACACAGCUGAUACAACUGCUCAGAACAUUCAUGUCUUGAAAAAACAUGAGAACUGGGAUUUAACUCCAGUGAAGGUGAUACAUCUGGGCACCUUAGUGGAUAAUUUGAUGGUGGAUCCAGACACGGGAGAUAUUUGGGCCGGAUGCCAUCCUAACGGCAUGAAGCUGCUGGCCUAUAACCCUGAGGAUCCUCCAGGGUCCGAAGUACUUCGCAUCCAGAAUGUUUUAUCUGAGAAGCCUAAAAUCAGCACCGAGUACGCCAAUAAUGGCUCUGUGCUUCAGGGAAGCACCGUGGCUUCUGUGAAGCACAGAAAACUUCUCAUAGGCACGAUAUUCCACAAAGCUCUGUACUGUUUGCUCUAAACUCCAGACAUCCCCAAGUCUUGUCAACCAAGAAAACACAAAAUGACAAGCAGCAAGAUAAAUGUGUUUAUUUGGGGUCUUAGGAAUUGCAAACAUGGGAGACACAGAUUCGACUCGAAUUGAAAGCGUGCUGCAGAGAGACAAAGAGGUUAGAGUUUUUAAAGAGGAAAGAAGAGAUUUACCUAAGUUGUUUGAAGAAAAGGGCUUGGUGUUGGUAUACUUACAGUGACGCUAAGCUGUGUGUGGUUGGUUGCUAGGGCGAGGCAGAAAGUCCAUUCAUGUCCAUCUUAACACCUAGUAGAUGCCCGGGACUUGAGCUGAGCUUAGCGAAAAUUCCGAGAAUUUGAUCCAGAACAAGUGCAUAAGCCCCACCUCCUCGGUGUCCUCCCGGCUCCCUUUUAAAUAACUCUCUUAGUAAAGGUUUACUCGAUUUUAUUGUCUCCGUUGUCAAUCUUCAUGUUUAGUAAAAAUAAAAAAAAGUUAUGGGCACCUAGGUGGCUCA
This is a messenger RNA of Enhydra lutris kenyoni (northern sea otter), 1597 nucleotides long. RefSeq names its product paraoxonase 3. The transcript is spliced from 10 exons. The record is from RefSeq and is a predicted model, not a curated record. NCBI's taxonomy places the organism in Eukaryota, Metazoa, Chordata, Mammalia, Carnivora, Mustelidae. Gene Ontology annotation, cellular component: extracellular region. The coding region runs from base 1 to 1095 and encodes 364 amino acids. Gene Ontology annotation, molecular function: arylesterase activity.